GACAGCGCUUUUGUCAAUCAUUCCAAUAGCCGCAUACGGACAGCAAUGAUGGCCGAUUCACAUUCUCCUUCCAGCGUCAGUUUGGCAAAUCACCGGGUCAGAUGUCCGGAUAAAACACCGAUCCAGAUUCUACACGAAUAUGGCAUCAAAAUCGGCAGCGCGCCUACGUACGAGCUACUACGCGCUGGAGGGGACGCGCACCAGCCCUGUUUCAUGUUCAGUGUCACCAUAGGAGAAAUUACCUGCACAGGUGAAGGAUUGACUAAAAAGGCUGCGAAGCAUGAAGCUGCAGAAGCCUCUAUAAAAUUAUUGAAACUGGACACCCAGUCUAAUGAUCAGAGGGAGAAUAAUGGCAUUUCUUCUGAAGCAGGUGAUGUGUCCAACCCUGUGGGAAUACUGCAGGAACUGGCCAUGCAGAGGGUGUGGUGCCUUCCAGAGUAUGUGGUGUGUAUGGAAUCAGGGCCUGAUCACAUGAAAGAGUUCACUGUUACCUGCCGUCUAGAAGGACUGGAGGAGACCGGGACAGGCAGCUCAAAAAAGCUGGCCAGACGAGCAGCAGCUGAGCGGAUGCUGGGAAAAUUGCAGAGUUUGUCAGGAUCUCCUGAAAUCACAUGGAGCCCACCAUCUCGAGUGUAUAUAGAAAGUCUUCGGCACUCUACAGGAGAGAAGAUUUCUGUCCUGAAGAGGACGCCACUGAGCAUCCCAAACACAGACUACAUUCAGUUGCUGCUGGAGCUCUCUCUGGAGCAGGGCUUUCAGGUCACAUACAUGGACAUCGAUGAGCUGACCGUGAACGGGCAGUACCAGUGUUUGGUGGAGCUGUCUACCAGGCCGGUGACGGUGUGCCAUGGUUCUGGAAUGACCAGCAGUAAUGCCCACAACACUUCUGCACAUAAUGCCCUGCAGUACAUCAAGAUGGUCGCUAAUCAACACUAACAACAGUUCUGGGACCAUUCAUAAAGAUGCGGCAGAGUGAUUCACCAAGGCCUGUUUCACACAGCUUGCCUAAGCAAUAGCAGACGCAUGGAGCUUUCACACUGACAGCGUUUCUGCUGCGUAAACAGUGUGCAGGUCAAAGUGAGAAUAAAGUGAUUUCUGGGAGACCACACUUUUUAUCCUAUAACAACUAUAAAUAAUGUAUUGUUAUAAAUGGUUAUUGUAAGUGACUAAGAACUAUUACUAAUCCAUUGGGUUUAACUGCUUAAAUUUAGAUUUUUUUUUUUUUUUGUACAAACAGUCGUUGAGUUGUUCGCAUUAUGUUGCUUCAUAAAAGCCUAUAAUGCAACAGAUUGUAUUGCUAACAGUGAUCCUGUUUACAUGCACACCAAAACACUGAUAACUCUGACAAAGCAAGAAAACCUCAUUUACAUGAGAUUUUAAAUGAUCAAUUUAUUCUUUGCUUUUGAUGUUAAUCCGUGAAGAGGCAUGUGCACAACGUGCUUACAUUGGAUUAGCCGGUAAGAAUGUCGGUAAAGGUGUUAAAAGUAACGUGAAAUCAGGUUAAUGUGCAAAAAUCUACCCGUGUCGAUUUGGUUUAAGCAUAAUCGAUUUAAGAACGUGCAUGUAAACACUCCAAGUUAGGUAGAUUACUUCCUAAAUUUAAUCUGGUACGGAUUACAGAGUGCACAACUGAAAUUGUAUUCAAAAACAUAAUCUUUUAGAUGAAAGUAGAUAAUCUAAUCCGAUUACUUUUGGAUUUCUUAUUGCAUAUUUGAUUAAUAUAAUUUUAGGUGUAUUAAGUACCAAUUUAUCCUCAAGAAAACAAACAACAAUUUGCAACUCCGUUAAUACCGACACUGGUUGCUGAAUAGGUUUAUAAUGCAAUUCCAGUAUGUUUACCACUGUGUAGCAUUUUACGCUCAACAAAAAUAGGCUCCGCACUGAAACUCUACUUGCAGCCACACUUCUGCUGCUCAUGUGCACAGUGUGAAUGCUGAAACCUGUUAGUAUGGCUGCUGAAAUGAAAAUGUGCUGCUUACGCAAGCUGUGUAAAACAGGCCCUAGAAUCAAAGCAUAGGACUUACAUAUUUCACAAAUAAAAGUGAUGUUCUGUCAGGUCUAUGCAGCCUAAAGCAAAUCUUCUUUUGUUUUGUUUUUUGCAAGCCCUCAAUCAUCCUAAAUUGUGAUUGUCAUCAGUUUUUUUUAUUUUAUUUUUUUUAUAAAGAGUGCCAUGCCCACACUAAUGUUUUCAUUUGAAAAUGCAUUGUUUUAACUACGUUUACGCCUCUGAUCCAUAGAUUCUGCACUGGAGCAGCAUUUUCCUCCUCUGUAAAUGGAGACUUUUGAAAACGCUCUCUAGUACUGCAUACUUUGUAAAACAAUACUUUGAAAACUACGUUUUCAACCGAAAAUGUAUUGAUGUGGAUGUGGCCUCAUAACGUAUGUGUUAACCAGCUUUUUUUUUAUUUUUUUUAUUCAUUUUCGAUUUCUUAUAAGGUUUUGUCUCUCUGGUUGUGAAUUGUUUUUAUUUAUUUAUUUUUAAAACUUUGUGUACUUUACAUUUACAGAUUAACAAUGGAUUGUUUCCUUUGUUGUUAGGCAGCAAUCUGUCCCAUGAAACAACCAUUAAAUAUUUCACUGGUUGCUCAGAA
Messenger RNA from Myxocyprinus asiaticus (Chinese sucker), 2591 nucleotides. RefSeq names its product interferon-inducible double-stranded RNA-dependent protein kinase activator A homolog. NCBI's taxonomy places the organism in Eukaryota, Metazoa, Chordata, Actinopteri, Cypriniformes, Catostomidae. Bases 46 to 936 code for a protein of 296 amino acids. The transcript has 8 exons. The record is from RefSeq and is a predicted model, not a curated record.